AUUGUUAUAAAAGAUGGCACCACUUGACGGACUUUGCACUAUUACUUGGCCUUUGAUUUAAUAAAAAGGCUGUUGUACAUCACACUACAAGUCGUUUAUCGAGAAGCUGCAAGCUAAGAAACGUUAACACGGAACAAGUAAGAUGACAGAAAGAAAGGUUCCCUUCUAUAAAGAUAUAAAUGGGAUUAAAAUUGCAGGAAAUUUCUCUGAAGAAGCUUUCUUAUCUGCUAUUAAUUAUAAACCCAAACCGAACGAUCUGUUUAUAGUUACGUACCCAAAAUGUGGAACUACGUGGAUGCAACACAUCGUCAUGUCAAUUUUAAGAAAAGGAAAACCAUUCGAAAAUGCUUUGGAUUUUUUUAUAAAUACGCCGUUUCUCGAAAUGGCAGGUGCCGAUGUUGUAGAUCUCAUGACGUCAAAAGGAGCCUUGAAGCUGCAUUUACCUUUUCACUUAACGCCAUUUUAUCCACACGCUAAAUAUAUUUACGUUGCGAGAAAUCCAAAAGAUUGUUGCGUAUCUUUUUACCAUCAUACAAAAUCUUUUGCGUUGUAUUUUUUUCAGGAUGCGACAUUCGAUGAUUUCUUUGAAUUGUUUUUGAAAGGCGAAGUAGAAUUUGGCGAUUAUUUCGAUCAUUUAAUUCCUUGGUAUGAACACAGAAACGACGAAAAUGUUUACUUCACGACGUACGAAAAAGUAAAACGAAAUACGAAAGAAGAAGUUCUGAAUAUCGCGAAAUUCCUAGGCGAAGAAUACGAAAGAGAUUUGAAAGAAAACCUCAAAAUUUUGGAUGAUGUUUUAUAUUACAGCAGUUUCGAGUACAUGAAGAAGCACGUUAAUGAGUAUUUUGCAGCAAUGAAUGGUUACAUAAGAGAAAAUCCUGAUAAAGUAUCUUCUGGGUGGAAACAUAUUGCCGAAUUCUCGAAAAGUGUGCCAAAUAUGCCAGCUAGUAAAGCGGGUAACGAUCAAUUCGUUAGAAAAGGUAUAAUAGGAGAUUGGCGUAACUACUUCAGUAAGGAACAGGAGGAGAGAUUAGAAGAAAGAAUUAAAGAAAAGACUAAAGGAAGCGAUGUAAUGAGAUUGUGGGAUUAGUCAUAGAAACCGAAUAUAAAUAAAUAAAAAUAUGUAAUGAUUACAAGA
Messenger RNA from Centruroides sculpturatus (bark scorpion), 1138 nucleotides. RefSeq names its product sulfotransferase 1C2-like. Gene Ontology annotation, molecular function: sulfotransferase activity. Bases 143 to 1090 code for a protein of 315 amino acids. Gene Ontology annotation, cellular component: cytoplasm. The transcript has 2 exons. Lineage: Eukaryota; Metazoa; Arthropoda; Arachnida; Scorpiones; Buthidae. The record is from RefSeq and is a predicted model, not a curated record. Gene Ontology annotation, biological process: sulfation.